Messenger RNA from Durio zibethinus, 914 nucleotides. RefSeq lists its product as uncharacterized. The record is from RefSeq and is a predicted model, not a curated record. Gene Ontology annotation, molecular function: zinc ion binding; ubiquitin-protein transferase activity. Gene Ontology annotation, biological process: protein ubiquitination. NCBI's taxonomy places the organism in Eukaryota, Viridiplantae, Streptophyta, Magnoliopsida, Malvales, Malvaceae. Gene Ontology annotation, cellular component: membrane.
UAAAAUCCCCACUUCCCCACCAUCCCUUUUCUUCUCUCCUUUUGUUCUUAAGAAAAAGGCUGUACAUACAAGAUAGAACACAAGAGAAAGAGAAAGAAAAAUGGUGGAUGAUGUCAUAGUGUGUGUAGACAGAAUCAUAGCAUCAGCAGCUUGUUUGGAGUCAUCUUCAGUGAGUGAAGGACAACCAAAGUCAGCAACAACUGGGGGUAGUACUAAUGUUGUUGUUUCUGUGAAGAAAACAAGUUAUGAUGAGAAAGAAGAAGGGAAAGAAGGGUUUUGUUCAAAGAAAGGGAAAGAGAUGGUGGAGUGUAGGAUAUGUCAAGAGGAAGAUGAUUUGCUUUCUUUGGAAGCUCCUUGUGCUUGUAAUGGCACCCUUAAGUUUGCUCAUAGGAAGUGCAUUCAAAGAUGGUGCAACAAGAAAGGUGACAUAACGUGCGAAAUAUGCAAACAGGUUUUUUCACCAAAUUAUUCUCUUCCUCCAACCAGAAGCAGUCCUGACGUUUUGGCAAUUGACAUUAGGCAAGCAUGGAGCCCUCAUAUUGAUCUCCGUGAUUCACACCUUCUAGUGUUAACGGCUUCUCAAAGCCAAUUACUUCAAUCAGAGUAUGAUGAUUAUGUUGCUGCAAAUAGUGGAAGCCUUGCCUGUCUUCGCUCGGUUGCCCUCAUCUUGCUAAUCAUUUUGCUCUUACGCCAAGCCCUUAUGUUGACAAGAGAUUCUGGCAUGAUACAGGAGUCAUCAGCUUUCAUUAAUUUUCAGGUUUUGCUUCUCCAAUUUGCUGGCUUUCUUCUGCCAUGUUAUGUGAUAGCUCGCACGUGGUACUUACAAAGUCGAAGAAGGAGACAGGUGAGUUGUAGCUCCUGAUAGAUAUUCUUUUUCUUUUAUGUCAACACCAAUAACAAAGAUGUUUCUUCUA